This is a messenger RNA of Helianthus annuus (common sunflower), 3677 nucleotides long. Its product is annotated as protein transport protein Sec24-like At3g07100. The transcript is spliced from 15 exons. Bases 417 to 3383 code for a protein of 988 amino acids. The record is from RefSeq and is a predicted model, not a curated record. Gene Ontology annotation, cellular component: endoplasmic reticulum exit site; COPII vesicle coat. Gene Ontology annotation, biological process: endoplasmic reticulum to Golgi vesicle-mediated transport; COPII-coated vesicle cargo loading; intracellular protein transport. Gene Ontology annotation, molecular function: SNARE binding; zinc ion binding. Lineage: Eukaryota; Viridiplantae; Streptophyta; Magnoliopsida; Asterales; Asteraceae.
CAAUUAACAUUAACAACCGGAAAGAAAAAAAGAUAAAUAUUGUUUUGGUAUCAAGAGGAAGACGGAGAAUUCGGUAAUCCAAAUCACCGUCCGUCCAGAACACACUUCCGGGCUAGAUCUCUGCAGAGCACACAUAUGAUAUAUGAUGGAUGGAUGGACCAUCGAGACUUAAACAUCUUAUAUCCUAAAUGAAUCAUACCUCCCAAGUCAGUUGAGGAGAAUGAAGCCUUUCUCUACGAAGAAGACGCUUUCGGGUGAAAGAAAACCGUGAGUUUCUGGGGCAAGGUGGACGACGGUUUACUUGGGAUGAUUCACGUGUAAUGAAAUUCUUUCAAGUUUAUUCUAUAUCUGGCAUAUGCAGUUUUUCUUCAAAAGCAAGGAUCACUUACAGAGAAGCAUAUUAAUAAGUACAAGCAAUGGGGACCGAAAAUCCCAACCAUGCAAACAACUAUUCAAGGCCACCUCAAAACAACAACUCACCUUUCUCAUCAUCUCGCCCUGUCGUUGGAUCACAGGCAUCUGCUUUCAGGCCAACACCAGUCCUUAGUACACCUCCAUCUGGACCAGAGGUUUCUACUUUUCGCCCAACUGCUUCAUAUGUCCCACCAACCACCGGACCCUUCCAGCGUUUCUCAUCCCCAACACCUCCACCACACACUUCUCCUAUUGGACAGCCACCUGCAAUGAGACCUCCUCCAACAAUGAGACCCCAGAUGCCACCAAUGCAUAUGGGUUCUUCACCUCUAAGCAUGAACGGGGCAGUAAAUUUGCAGCAAAGUCAACCUUCACUUGGGCCAACAAAUCCUUCUGCUGUCCGGGCUGCCCCAUCAUCUGCUUGGCCUGGCUAUACUGCAACACCGCCAGCACCUGUUUCUCAUAAAGGUAGUUAUGGGCCCGCUCCACCUCAGCCGGCUGCUUCUGGCUCCUUCUCUUCUCAUCAAGGCGGUUAUGGACCCGCUCCACCUCAGCAGGCCGCAUCUGGCUCCUUUUCUUCUCAUCAAGGUGGUUAUGGGCCAGCUCCACCUCUAGGAAUGUAUGUAGGGGGGCCCACACCUCCAGCGGGAGGUAUGUCGGGAUUGGUAGAGGACUUCAGCUCACUUUCAAUUGGGUCGGUCCCAGGAUCUUUUGAUGCUGGGCUUGAUUCUAAAGUGUUGCCAAGACCACUGGAUGGUGAUGUGGAACCAAGUUCUUUUGCUCAGAUGUAUCCCAUGAAUUGCAAUUCAAGAUAUUUGAGACUCACAACUAGUGCCAUACCAAAUUCUCAGUCCCUGGUUUCCAGGUGGCAUCUGCCUCUUGGAGCAGUUGUUUGUCCACUAGCAGAAGCUCCUGAAGGGGAGGAAGUGCCAGUUGUUAAUUUUGCCACCACAGGAAUUGUGCGCUGUAGGAGAUGUCGUACAUAUGUGAACCCAUAUGUAACUUUUACUGAUGGUGGAAGAAAGUGGCGAUGCAAUAUAUGUGCUUUGCUCAAUGAUGUGCAAAAUGAUUAUUUUGCUCAAUUGGAUGCCACUGGAAGAAGAAUUGAUUUAGAUCAACGUCCUGAGCUUACAAAGGGUUGUGUGGAGUUUGUUGCUCCAGCUGAAUACAUGGUCCGGCCACCAAUGCCACCUUUAUACUUUUUCCUGAUUGAUGUAUCAAUAAAUUCUGUUAGAAGUGGAAUGCUUGAGGUGAUUGCACAAACUAUCAAAUCUUGUUUGGAUAAGCUGCCGGGAAGCACCAGAACACAGAUUGGGUUCAUUACUUUUGACAGCACAAUUCAUUUUUACAACAUGAAGUCAUCUUUGACGCAACCUCAAAUGAUGGUGGUCUCUGAUUUGGAUGACAUAUUUGUUCCGUUACCAGACGAUCUCCUAGUCAACUUGUCAGAAUCUAGAUCUGUAGUGGAUGCAUUUCUUGACAGCUUGCCUUCCAUGUUUCAAGACAAUGUGAAUGUGGAAUCUGCUUUUGGACCAGCCCUUAAAGCAGCUUUCAUGGUUAUGAGCCAACUGGGAGGCAAAUUGUUAAUUUUCCAAAGUACUCUUCCAUCACUUGGUGUGGGUCGGUUAAGGUUGCGGGGAGACGAUAUUCGUGCGUAUGGAACAGAUAAAGAGAAUGCUCUGAGGAUACCAGAAGACCCAUUUUAUAAACAGAUGGCUGCUGAUUUCACCAAGUACCAGGUUGCAGUCAAUGUUUAUGCAGUCAGUGACAAGUACACCGACAUUGCUUCUCUAGGUACAUUGGCUAAAUACACAGGUGGUCAAGUGUAUUACUAUCCAAGCUUUCAUGCUGCCAUCCACAAAGACAAACUAAAACAUGAGUUGGCUAGAGACCUCACUAGAGAAACUGCUUGGGAAGCUGUUAUGCGUAUCCGAUGUGGGAAAGGGGUGCGUUUCACUUCCUAUCACGGCAAUUUUAUGUUAAGAUCUACUGAUCUGUUGGCACUUCCAGCUGUUGACUGCGACAAAGCUUAUGCAAUGCAGUUUGCCCUUGAAGAAACAUUGCUCACCACUCAGAUUGUUUAUUUUCAAGUUGCUUUACUACACACCUCAUCCUGUGGUGAAAGAAGAAUUAGAGUACAUACAGCUGCAGCAUCAGUGGUUGCUGAUUUAGGAGAGAUGUACCGUCAAGCGGAUACUGGUGCAAUUGUUUCUUUGCUUGGUAGAUUAGCAAUUGAAAAAUCUUUAUCCUACAAACUGGAAGAAGCUCGUAAUGCUAUUCAACUGAGAAUUGUGAAAGCACUUAAAGAAUACCGUAAUCUUUAUGCUGUACAGCACCGUGUAGGAACCAGAAUGAUUUACCCCGACUCACUGAAAUAUUUACUGUUAUACGCACUGGCUUUAUGUAAAUCAACAGCACUUCGUGGCGGUUAUGCCGACUCACAACUUGAUGAACGAUGUGCAGCUGGUUUCACGAUGAUGGCCUUACCUGUUAAAAAAAUGUUAAAGCUUUUGUAUCCUAGCUUGUUACGUGUAGAUGAGUAUCUAGUGAAGUCAUCUAUGCAGAGUGACGACUUUGAGAAACUUUGUAGAAGGCUGCCACUUGCUGCACAGAGCUUAGAUUCUAGAGGGAUUUAUAUAUAUGAUGACGGCUUUCGUUUGGUUGUGUGGUUUGGUCAAAUGGUUUCGCCAGAUAUUUCCAGGAAUCUAGUAGGGGAAGAUUUUGCUGCGGACUUCUCAAGGGUAAGUCUUGUACAACGCGAGAAUGAAAUGUCAAGAAAGCUGAUGGGGAUAAUAAAGAAACUUAGGGAGGCAGAUACAUCGUAUUAUCCUUUAUGUCAUCUGGUAAGACAAGGAGAACAACCGCGUGAAGGUUUCUUUCUACUUUCAAAUCUGGUUGAGGAGCAGGUUGGCGGUAUGAAUAGCUAUGUCGAUUGGAUACUUCAAAUACACAGACAAGUCCAGCAAUAACUAAUUCCAGAUGAUGCUGAAAAUGGAUGGAUGGUAAUAUCACCGGCCGGUUUGAGUAGACCCCUUCUGAUUGGUGAUUGUUUAGAAGAUUAAAUGGUAUGGUAUGGGGGUGCUUCUUCAUAGACUAGUCAGUCAUAUAUAUAUUUUUUAUUUUUACUUUUAUUUGUUCAGAAACCUUUUUUGUUUUUUGUUUUUGUGGUUUUACCCCUUGAUAGAUUUUUAAUGGGGGUGGUGUAUCUCUUUUCACAACUAUUUACUUGAUGCUUAUCAAACAGAAACAGUUUUGAAUAGCCA